AUGGUUGGUUUAGUGUACGUCACCGCCCGCACCCACGUUGGAGUUUCUCCGCCCUCCCGCCCCUUGACCGCCCGUACCUCCGGCUCGCCACCCGUAGCACCGCCCACCCGCCACGUAGCCUCGGGCAACAACACGGGCGUGUGGGCGUGGCUGGGGCGGUGGGCGGACGGCGGCUGCCCCAUCACGCACUUCACGCUGGAGCUCCGCCGCCCCCGAGACCCCUCCUGGACCACGCUGGCAAGCAGUCUGGCGCCUCAGGACGUGUACGAAGUGGGCGGCCUGCAGGCGGGCGCGAUCUACGGGCUGAGGCUGACCGCCCACAACGCCGCGGGCGCCACGACCAGCACCGUAGACAUCAGCACAGGCCCAGGGGGCGGCCUGGGGGCGCAGCCGGCGGGGGAGCUGGAGCUGGCGCCCCCCAACCCCAUACACACAGACCCGCGCCUCAUGGCCUCCGCCGCCGCCUCCGCCCUGGCCUUGGCGCUCACCGUCGCCGCCGCCGUCCUCUGCUUCAGGAGGCGAGUGGCCGCUGGCAGGAGCGGGCGCGGGGCCCCCGAAGACCAGGAGGCAGAGCAAAACAAGACGAACCUUCUGCAGCAGCGAGACACUUACUACGCCACCGUCAGGAAGCCACAGCCAGUACCUGCUACUCUUGAGAGAAUACCAGAAUACUCGGAGGACAUCUACCCGUACGCGACCUUCCAGCUGGGCGAAGGGCGCGGCGGAGGGCAGGACGAGACGGUCACCAACAAGUUCCAGACUUUCGUUUUCCAAGACUCGCGAUACGGGGUCACUGAAGGUCAUCCUCCCACUUCGCCCAGUCGACCCACGCCCAAAAAGAGCCACGGGCGUAGCGGCAGUCGCGGGCGCGGUGCGGGCGGUCCCCGGAGUGAAAGUGAAGAGUAUGACUCCCUGCAGUCAGAUACGGACACCGAGCACGCCACGUCCUCGCGCACGGAGUCCUCCAUCCACCUCGACUCCGCCACCCUCGAGAGCCACCACACGGCGCUCCACCUGCCCCUCGACCCCCACCUGGCCACGCUCGAGCCGCGCCCAGACGCCCAGGCCGCCCACGCCGCACGCAGGCCGGCCGCCAGGACCGUCCACCACAACCUGAUCUACCACGCCCCCGAGUCCAGCACGUCGACGGAGCCCUCGCCCAUCCUGGAGAGGAAGUCCUUCCCCCGCAAGAGCGACGGGAACAAGCUGGGUCGCGGCGGGGCCUUCCAGGGGCGCGGCCUCAGCAAGAUGGUGGCCAGCAUCAGGGGCGGUACCCAGGAGACCUCUCUCUCCUUCCCAAAGGCCGGCCACGCCUCCGACUCCAAGAGCUCGGACGACGGCAAGUAUGGCUUCGCGCGGCAAAUCACUCCGCCCGUGGGAUUCUCCAGCAGCCACAACGAGCUCUCGGAGGCGGAGUGCGACCUGGAGAUGAGGCGGAGGAACAAGGAGGCCGAGGCCGCUGCGUACGUGGGGCACUCCAGGUCGCAGUUCAGGUCUUACGUGUCCGGCAAGGAGAAGGACUACAGCAUCAAGGUGUGAUAGGUUUGGCAAGGACAACAUGCACUUCAUAUAUCUCAUGAAAAUAGUUCUAUGAACAUACGAACUGACCAGAACUACGUGUUUUAGGGUCAACGUUUCCAGUGUGUUUAUCUUAACAUUGUGUAAAUGUGUAAAUCUGUUUAGACAUGAGAUUAAACUCUAUGUUUCUCUGUAAAUGGCUGAAAUGAUUGCUAAAGUCAGUAAGCUGUCUGGUGGAGAUAUCAGAGUGCUACUAGAGAUGAUUUUACAAUAUUAUUUAUUUUCACUGAAUCUACAACGAGAAUAUUGUUUGUUAACUUUCUGAUGGACAAUGAGAAAUUUAUCUAUAUAUUUAACGUUUAUGAAUAAUGUGUAAGUGUCAUUUUUAUGAAGUGAAAAUAUAGUCUUAAAACUUUUUUUUUUAAACAAAUUAGGAGAGAAAUAUAUCUAUAUCGCUAACAAAUAAUUAAAACUGUUCAUACACUAUGGAUACAUCCCAGUUUAUAUUUAUUUUUAUGCCAGUAUUGUAAUACAUGUAAUCAAACAGGAUUCUUGUUUAGAGCAGACUUGUCAUGCAGCGAUUCUCUGGACGAAGUAAUUAACUGGUAGUCCAAUACCUUCUGUGACAGCAUUUCCAUAUUACUGCCAUGGCGUCAUUUCUUGUUUCUUCGUCUAAUCAAAUAAAUCGCCAUCAUUUAUAAGCCAGUAUGUUUGAAUAAAAAAAUCUAGGAUUUUCUCUUUGUAUGAGGGUGAGGCUUGGGCUUCACAAUGGGAGGGAGGAAGCUUCAACAACGUGCUCGAAUAUCUCCGCCAAACUCACCGUCUACCAUUUCUAACAAGAAAGUCGGCUAUAUUUGUACUGGUGUUUGAAUGUGUCCUCUUAGACGUGGUGCCAACACUUAUCAUGAUGUGUCUUUAGAUACGAAAAUCGUUGUUGAAUGGAACCUUUAUAUGACUGUUUUCUCUGUUAUUUGUAAAUGUGAUUGGAAUAGAUGGAGUAUUUCAUUUGAUUUAAAUUAUUCAGAAAGUGUACAUAAUCUUUCCACAUGUUCACUUGCAAUGUAAAUCAACGCUUUAUAAUGCAGGGUUUUUGGGACGAGACCGUUAUGCGCUGCAAUGCUGUUUUCUAGGGACAAAACGCUUACUAAAACCGUUCCCAUAAAUUUGUGAUUAAACUUCGCAGAAAUAUUCGUUGUGUUCCCGAGUACUUCAUCCAACCCUUGCUCGUAAGAGCUCAUGGUCCCGCAGCCAGUUCGAUGUUUCUGUGAUACUGUAUGAUCCCCCCUACACACAAUAUUAUUUACAGUAAACAUACAGAGAGAGCUCCAAAACGUGAUUGUUCAGUGAUAUGAACUAACAGACCCACACACUAUGUAAACACCAUAUUUCUCCAGUUCUUUGAUACAGUUCUCCUUUAUUCCUAAAGUAUACGUUGUCACUACGUUGUCCAGUACACCGACAUUACGAAUACUUCUAACAGCAUGUAAUCUUCAUUUGCUACCCACACGAAGCUUGUGAUCAUGUGCAAAGUUUAUCAGUGUAAAUCAGACAUUUUAUAAUUAAUAAAUAUAAUCAUUCGAUUAAAAGGUAUUUUGCUUUAUUAACCAAAGCUCUAACAGAAAAGUUAUAUGUAAAGAUAUAUUAGCAAACGGUUUAUAAUUGUAAGGUAACACUAUAAAAUAAUUUUUGUCUUAUAUUUUAUUUUUAUAGACAGUAACACUGUGCCAAAUGGGAGCUGCCUUUUACAGCUUCUUUCUUUCUCUACUUCUCAUUCUAUGUAUUCAACUCUUCCUCUUCCCUGUUCGUACAGUAUGCAACUAAGCUCACUAGAGGGGCACUGAGAAAGAAAUAACUGCCAUUCAAAGGAGAGAUCUAGUGCUUCCUAUAUUUUCUGUUCUUCUUGGUUUACUCUUAUUUCAGAUUCAUCCGUUUCUGUUUUCAUCCUCUUUUUGUCGCUUUCUUGUUUUUACCCAUAAUUCCAUAUGCUUAUCUUAUUCCAAUUUCUCUUGCAUUUUCAUUGUGUGAACUUAAUUAUUCCAUUACCUGUCCCUAAAGUAUAAUGAGAUGUAAAUAGUGGAGGUAACAUUGUUCUUAUUAUCAAGGUCAUUUAUGUUACUAUUAUUGGAUUCAGUUACUUGAGUCGCUGCAGUAUCUAUGUCGAAGAGUGGCAUCUUAAUAUUACUUAUUGAAUUAGUUGAGUAUUCAAGUGCUUGGAGUACAGGGAUGUUAGCUGAAAAAAAUAUGAUAAUUAUUAUUAUGACAAAUACGAGGGUUAUAAAAUUCCAUUCUUAAACCUGUAUAUGUAUAUAAUCAUGUAUUACAAAUGCCCAAUACACUGCCGUAAUUUUGUCACGAAAUAUGUAAAGGAUUUGUAAAGAUGAAAACAUAUAACCACUACUGACAAUAGUUUUAAAUCAUAAUGAAAGGAAAUACGACAAAGCAAGGUGAGCACUUCAACGCUUAAUGGUGGAAUAUAGUCCUUCACUGUGAUAUUUUACACAAUCCUGUGUGACAUCAAAUCAUUUUAUCUCCAAAGGAAAGAAUAGAAAAAUAGGUAUUUUGACUUUUUUUGCCAGUACACGAAUAUCAUUAGAGUUAUCGAUAAUAAUGACAAGAUAAGCGCGUACGUGGCAGAGAUUACCAUGUUUCCACAGGCAAUCCCAGUUUCUGUCACAAAACUUUGCAUAAUAUGUUAAUGGAAGUAAUGACUGAUUUUUUUUUUUUUUUUUUUAAAUAGACUAAAUAACUACUUAUGAACAAGGGAACUUAUAUCAUAAUAUUGGACUACUUACAAAAAUAAUAUUAAAAAAUGGAGAUAACAAAAGAACAAAUCCUGGUUUGUGUUUCCGCUGCCUGCGAGAACAGCCUCUUAUGGAAAAAUCAUUAUCACUUCUCGCAUAUUCAUUUUAAAAAUAUUUUUUUUGGCAAUAUUGUAUUAUAUGUUUUUUUCUGCACAAUUACUGUAUUUUUU
Messenger RNA from Penaeus chinensis, 4489 nucleotides. RefSeq names its product Down syndrome cell adhesion molecule-like protein Dscam2. Gene Ontology annotation, molecular function: protein binding. Bases 1 to 1539 code for a protein of 512 amino acids. The transcript has 7 exons. The record is from RefSeq and is a predicted model, not a curated record. Lineage: Eukaryota; Metazoa; Arthropoda; Malacostraca; Decapoda; Penaeidae.